Chrysochloris asiatica (Cape golden mole) is the source of this 2178-nucleotide messenger RNA. It is a transcript of the gene ZNF251, whose product is annotated as zinc finger protein 251. Gene Ontology annotation, molecular function: DNA-binding transcription factor activity, RNA polymerase II-specific; RNA polymerase II cis-regulatory region sequence-specific DNA binding. Gene Ontology annotation, biological process: regulation of DNA-templated transcription. The record is from RefSeq and is a predicted model, not a curated record. Lineage: Eukaryota; Metazoa; Chordata; Mammalia; Afrosoricida; Chrysochloridae.
AUGGUGUAUCCGAGUGCUGUGGGCAGCCUGCAAGAGGGCAGACUUACAGCUGGUGCCCAGACGGAGAGUCACGUGGGGCGAAUCCCAGUUAACGUAAAAGCGCCCACCGUCCACGCACGAAGGAAGCGUCGCUGGGCUGGAGGGCAGGCAGGCGCGGGCGAGCAGCGGAAAGAAGCUCAUCCAAGACUUCCCGUUGGCCCCCCACGCCCCAGCCACCUCUCAUCCGGGUCCCACUGGACUCAUAGAUCCCACGCUGUCCUAACCUGGGGUCCUGCAGGGCUGCGUCAGGUGCACAGCCCCUCUGAGGCUGGCUGGGUCACAGGAUUCCCCCAUGCACAGAAUGGCAACGGAGCGUCCAAUACCCAGGCCCCUGCAAGGCUCAGGCCUCUAGAACCUGCCUCCCUCAACUUGACUUUGGCCUCGGGCAUCUGCAGUGUAUUCUUGCAGAAGGGGCCCCCCCUGACCUUAGAGGAUGUGGCCAUGUACUCUCAAGCAGAGGGGCAACAACUGGGACUCUAUCGGGAUGUGAUGCUUGAUAAUAACUCCCUGGGGUUCCCAGUCCCUAAGCUGGAGCUGAUCACCCAACUGGAGCACAGGGAGGAGAUGUGGGUCCUGAAUCUUCUAGGAGCUGAAAGACUAGAAGUCUUGAGAUGCUGCAGGACAGAUGAGGAUUUUGAGAUUGAGACUGAGAAGAUAUUAUCCAUUUUUAAUGAGAAAUGUUCUAAAGAAGUAAAAACUACAGGAUUGAGAUCAAGUAGAUUCUCAAGGUGUAAUCCACUGGCAUCCAAGAUGCAGGAAGCUAGGCGUUCAGGUAAACUAGAAAGACAUAUGGGAAGUUCUGUGGGACAGAGACCCCGUCUUCACAAGAGAGUUAGAGAAACAGCUGUCAUUUGUGGGAGGAGAUCUCUAGGAAAAAGAACCCAGGAAUGUGGUACAUGUGAUAGAAAUUUGAACUUCAAGCAAAAUAUUGUUAGACCUCAAAUAAAUAUAACAGGAGAGAAAGUCUUUAAAUGUAUUGUGUGCAGCAAAACCUUCAAGUAUAGUUGAGACCUAACUAGACAUCAAAGAAGUCACAGUGGGGAAAAGCCAUAUGAAUGUGGCCGGUGUGGGAGAGCCUUUAGUCACAGCUCAAACCUUAGUCUGCAUCGUCAAUUUCACACAGGAAAUAAACCAUUUAAAUGGAAUGAAUGUGGAAAAAUUUAGCUCAAUGCCCAUCUCCUUCUCCAUCAGAGAAUUCAUACUGGAGAAAAACCUUUUGGGUGUAGUGAAUGUGGAAAGGCGUUCAGUCGAAGCUCAACUCUUAUUCAACCCCAUGUCAUUCACACAGGAGAAAAACCUUAUAAAUGUAAUGAGUGUGGAAGAGCCUUCAACCAGAGUCCACAGUUAAUGCAGCAUCAGAGAAUCUGCACUGGAGAGAGACCUCAUGAAUGUACUCAAUGUGGGAAGGCCUUCAGCCAAAGUUCAAGCCUUAUCCAACAUCAGAGAAUCCACACUGAAGAGAAACCCCAUAAGUGCAAUCAGUGUGGGAAGGCCUCCAGUCAAAGCUCAAGUCUUUUUCUUCAUCAUAGGAUUCACACAAGAGAGAAACUCUAUGUAUGGAAUGAAUGUGGCAAAGCCUUUGGUUUUAAUCACACCGGAGAAAAGCCCUAUGUUUGUAAUGAGUGUGGCAAAGUGUUUACUGGGAGUUCAACUCUUGUCCAGCAUGAAAGAGUUCACACUGGAGAGAAGCCGUAUCAAUGCAUUCAAUGUGGGAAAGCCUUCAGUCAGAGCUCACAGCUUGCCCUACAUCAGGGAGUUCACACUGGAGAGAAGCCCUGUGAAUGUGUUGAUUGUGGGAAAGUCUUCAGCCAGAAGUCAGCCCUCACUCAGCAUCAGAAAAUCCACACUGGACAGAAGCUUCGUGACUACAGACAGUGUGACCACAUGAACCAACUCACACUAGAGAAAUUCUGUAUGCCUGAAGAAUGUGGAAGAGCCUUUAGCCAACAUACAAACCUUGUUCUGUGGGGGAAUAUUCACAACAAGGAGAAGUCCUUUGAAUGUGGAGAAAUUUUCAGACCCACCUCACAGCCCACUGGACAUCAGAAAAUUCAUGCUGGGAUGAAACUGUAUAAAUGUCAUGACCAUCAAGAAGCCUUCAGUUGGUGCCCAACCCUUACUCAACACCAGCUAGCCUAG